AUGAAGGAUUCAACAACGAGAGGUAAAGAAUGUGGGUUGAAGAAAGCGAUGGAGUGUGUUAAGAGGAGGCAAUGUUGGUUGAUAUUGAAGAGGAUGUUGGUAGACAGAGAUGGUUGGGAUUUGAAAGAUCCUCCAAAAAUAGCAAAGUCUAAUAAGUGUAAGAUAAAGGCAAUAGGUUUGAAGGAAAUAGAGAGAAAAAUGAGAUUGUAUGCAACAGAGGAUGAGUUUGCUAGCGACAUGAGACUUGUGUUCUCUAAUGCAAUGGUAAUGUAUCCUCCAAGGAAUCAUAUUUACCAAAUUGCAAAAAAGUUUAGUGACACUUUUGAACACAAAUGGAAGUCAUUGAAGAAUACGUGGCAACUUGAGGAUACAAAAAGAGCAACACUCAAAAGAGAUACUAAAGAGUGCAACAUGUUGUGUUCUUAUAGAAAUGUUCUCAAGUUAUAA
This is a messenger RNA of Lathyrus oleraceus (garden pea), 447 nucleotides long. RefSeq names its product transcription factor GTE12-like. Bases 1 to 447 code for a protein of 148 amino acids. Gene Ontology annotation, molecular function: protein binding. The transcript has a single exon. The record is from RefSeq and is a predicted model, not a curated record. Lineage: Eukaryota; Viridiplantae; Streptophyta; Magnoliopsida; Fabales; Fabaceae.